AUGAGUGUUAAUAAUAUGAAUGUUUAAAAAAUUUAAUUAAGAGGCCCUUAUAAAAAGAUUAGCCCUGAAUUAAAAUUUUAAAUAAUCUCAGAACUUGAAUUUUAUAGUAUUAAAGAAUUGUCCAAAAGAUAUGGUAUAUCUAGAUAAACCAUAGCUUCAUUUCCGAAAGCUCGUGAACAUAUAUACGACAAAUUUAAGAAUAAGAUUUUAAAUCUACUCAAAGAAUUUGUUGAUAUGCGUUUGAAGAAUAAUGUUAAUUUUUCAGAGAAAGAAAUUUUGAUAGAUAUUGAUAUUUAUAUGGAAGUUCGAGAAUAUUUCAAAUAUUCUUAAUAUAAUCUAUUAAAAGAUUUGAUUCCAGUGACAAAGAGAAAUUCUCAGAAAAAGAGAAUUAUUGAAUUUAUAAGGGGUCGAUGUUUGUCUUAUUUUAAAUAAUAAAAAGAGCAACUUUCUUAAUAGUAGUAAUAGUAAUAGUAAUAGUAAUAUUAAUAGUAAUAAUAAUAGUAAUAGUAAUAGUAAUAGUAAUAGUAAUAGUAAUAGUAAUAGUAAUAAUAAUAGUAAUAGUAAUAGUAGUAAGUUAUUUAAUUCUAAGAAUCUUACUUAGAAUUGCCUUUUUGGUAUGUAAGUGAGAAUUCUGAAUAUUAUAUUCAUUCUGAUAAUGAUUGGGAUGCCUCAUUUUAAUGA
Molecule: messenger RNA, 681 nt
Organism: Paramecium pentaurelia
Lineage: Eukaryota; Ciliophora; Oligohymenophorea; Peniculida; Parameciidae
Source: the annotation of a GenBank genome assembly